CUCACAUGGUCACCAUGCACGACCAGACAUCCGACCCAAGGAAUAACGACCUGAGAGACUACAAUCAUGAGAAUGACCUGAAAUACACGUUGGAGAUUUGCCAGUGGUUGCUGAAGCCGCUCGGGCUGUGGGGCAUAGUUUACCAUCGUGUCAGCAGUCUGGAGAGAGCUGUCGCGAUCAUACUGCUGUUCCUUUGCUUCUUCACUCUAUUCUUCCUGAUCGUGCCGACAAUCUACAAUGUCUGCUACGUGGAGAAAAACAUGGAGGCCAAAGUGAAGCUCAUGGGUCCGAUCGCUUUCUGCUUGUUCUCCACGGUGCAAUACUGCUACAUCUGCGCGAAGAGAAGCCUCUUGGGAAAGUGCUUCGAACACGUGGAGAACGAUUGGAGAACGAUAGGGGACCAGGACCACCGUGCCAUCAUGCUGAAACAAGCGGCCAUCAGCAGACGCCUGGUCAUCAUCUGCAUCGUCUUCUUCUAUUCCGGAGGCAUGUCCUAUCAGACGCUGAUGCAGUUCUCGUCGAAGCCGACGCAGCAAUCCAACGUUACCCUGAAACCGCUUACUUAUCCCAGUUUCGAGUUCCUCGACGUCCAGUCCAGUCCUACCUACGAGAUCGUGUUCUUUCUUCAGACCGUCGCAGCGAUAAUCCUGCUCAACGCCACGAUAGCUGCGUACAGUAUGACCGCGACAUUCGUCACGCAUAUCUGCGGACAGAUUCAGAUCCAGAUAUUACGGUUGGAGAACUUGAUCGGGGAAAGACCGGGGAAGAACAGUUUCCAGGAACGUAUGACGGUCAUCGUUCACGAUCACGUCGAGGUGUUGAGGUUUUCUAAGAACGUUGAUAAAGCUUUGUCAGAGAUAUUCUUGAUAGAGAUCGCUGCGUCAACGUUCAUCAUGUGUAUGCUCGAAUACUACUGUUUAAUGGAAUGGAGGAACAGCGACAUGAUCGCGGUGGCAACGUACUUUAUGUUGUUGACCUCCAUGACAUUCAAUGUUUUAAUAUAUUGUUACGUGGGUGAACUUCUAUCCGAACAGUGUAGUCAAAUCGGCGGAACUACCUACAACAUUCAUUGGUAUAAUUUACCAGCGAGGAAGGCCUACAAUUUCAUCCUACUGGAAGCUAUAUCUCUCUAUCCGCCAAAACUCACCGCUGGCAGAAUAAUUGACCUCACUAUAAACACGUUCGGUGUUGUUGGUGAUUUCGUGGUUAAGAAUGUUUCCAAUGUGCAGGACAGUUUUUUAAGAUUUGACUAUUUUCAGGUGUUGAAGACAUCUGUAGUGUACUUGAACCUGCUUCGAACGGUUACCAAUUGAUUUUCUAUGAGACCUAUUGAUAGAACGCAUUUAGUAAAACGUAUUCUUCCUGAUGGAGCGUUGCCAUCAGGCAGCUUUGUAAAUUAUGUAGAAUGAAGAAGCAUAUCCAAAUUGGAAUAUUUUACUAGAAUAGUAGC
This is a messenger RNA of Nomia melanderi (Alkali bee), 1450 nucleotides long. Its product is annotated as odorant receptor 43a-like. The record is from RefSeq and is a predicted model, not a curated record. Gene Ontology annotation, biological process: sensory perception of smell; detection of chemical stimulus involved in sensory perception of smell. Gene Ontology annotation, molecular function: olfactory receptor activity; odorant binding. Gene Ontology annotation, cellular component: plasma membrane. Lineage: Eukaryota; Metazoa; Arthropoda; Insecta; Hymenoptera; Halictidae.